This is a messenger RNA of Rhincodon typus (whale shark), 3279 nucleotides long. RefSeq lists its product as uncharacterized. Lineage: Eukaryota; Metazoa; Chordata; Chondrichthyes; Orectolobiformes; Rhincodontidae. Bases 233 to 1246 code for a protein of 337 amino acids. The transcript has 2 exons. The record is from RefSeq and is a predicted model, not a curated record.
AGUGACAGCAUUUGAAGAUUGGCUUUGAGAAUUUGCUGUCUUACUGAGCGUGACAAUGAAUGGAAAGUUUUUAAUUUUAUAGGAACUUGCAAAUAUCUUAGCGUGUAAUGCACAGCAACUUCAUAAUUAGGACUACGUUUCAACGUUCAAGUCCACACUUUAUCAGUGGUUUUUACGGUCAUCAGUAAUCUGGUUUUGGUUUAGAAGGCCUGUCUCUUUAAAACUAAGAAGGAUGGAAGCAAUCCAAUUGAUUACGUUGGCCCUACUGGCAGACAGCCUUGGGGGCACAGCCACAAUCAACUCUCGGCCAAUGGUUUCAGAACAAACAAACUCAAACACACCAACUUCACUUCAUAACUCAAGUGCAUCUACAGAGCCCUGGUUAAAUACAACUACACCAACCAUACCAAGUACACCUUCAAGUGAUCUCCCUAACAACACUUCUUUCUUAACCAAUACACCUAAUACCACUUCACAGUUCACAUCAGGAGUUUCAAGUGAGCUACAAUCAAUUCAGAGUGCCACCUCUCAAUCAACUUCACACUUGACGACAAAACACAAGAGGACCAAGUCAACCUUGAUGACAUCAAUCACCAGGAGAUCAACCAUUAAACAGCAAAAUAAUGGGGCUGCAGGCAGAAUUAUUGCAUAUGCCAUUGGAGGUGUGUUGUUGCUCAUGUUGAUCACAGUAUGUGUCCUUUUGUUGUGCAAAAGAUAUGCAAAAAGUCCUUCAGAGGACCAGACAUGGGCAGGAAUUUGUCCAGGGCCCACUGGUGAAGUAGAUCUACAUCCAUUGGAGGAUAAUGAUAACAACGUUGUGCUGGUAAAACGCCCCUCACUCACCACCUUCUUGUCUAAAAAAUCGAAACGCGAAUCCUUACUGGAUGAUUAUAGCAUGGAGGUGCAGCAGUCUGAAGGAAUUAUCAAUGCUUCUUCACCCGAGAUUGAAGAAAAACUCAUUGAGGCUGAAGUUAAAGUAGAAAAUGAAACUGCAAAAGAAAGACAACCUUCAAGUGAAACACAAAGCCAAGAUUUUAAGUCACCACCUCCUCUUGAAGCAGAAAGUUCAGUGAAAGAUCAUGAUGCAACUGCUUCAUCACCUGCAAUAGAUACAGAGGGUCCUGGCCCAGAUCAGGAGGUUCCUGAGAUAGAUCCAAGUACCUCCUUUCCCCCUCCUCCAGAGGAUUUUCUGGAUCUGGUGAAUGAUUCUGAUAAUCCACCAGCACUCCUUGAGCUACAAGUCUAAAUUACAACUUAGCAGUUUUAGCUUCAAUGCAAUUGUACAUUGGCUAAAGUUUACCUAAGAUGCCUCCUGCAACAACUGUCUUUGUGCCACUGGUUUUACGCUUCAGCAUUGCUAAACCAUAUUUUGAAAAAAAUCAGAUAUGCUAAACUAGAUCAUGCCUGAAGUGCAAUGUACAUCAUCUUUCUGAAGUUGUAAGUGGUGUCAUGAUUUGAAACUAGACACAGACAAAAAUCCCCUAUAGACUGCAAUUUCAUCAAUGCACUUCUGCAUUUUUUAAACAUGAAAAAGGACAGCAAUACAAGUAUAAUAAGGUGUAGAGCUGGAUGAACACAGCAGGCCAAGCAGCAUUAUAGGAGCAGGAAGGCUGACGUUUCGGGCCUAGACACCGACUCCCAGCAAUACAAGUAUAUUUUCUCAAUUAGUUUCACACCCACCUCUGCACCGACUUUGGGUAACUGGUUAGCAGUGAAUUACCUCAAAAGCCUUUUUACUUUUAUUAUCCAUCUACCAACUCCUUUCACAGCAGCACCUCUUGAACAGUUCACAAUUAAAGUGGUCAUCCACAAUAAUGCAGCAAAUACUGCACUGACUGCUUUAGAUGGCAAAGAUUUUUUUCAUAUACAAGACAACAAAUGGAGAAGCAAUUAGCUAAAGCAACCCUAUGAAAACAGUUUGAUAGGAGUCUUCCUUAGUUGAUGUUCCAAAUGAUAAAAAUGCACAGAAAAUAGGAUAAAUUCUAUGGACUGACUUUACCCAAAAAAUAUUAUGAGCAUACUAUGUUGAAAUUUGAUUAAAAAAUUCUUCAGCAGAUAAGUUUGCAAUCCAAAAACAGCAACUAUGCUUGGCAAUUGUAUUCUGCAAUACUGCAGAUUGCCAAUUUCUUCCUUCAGGUCUCUGUUCUACUCAGCCCCCACAGAAAGUUAUAUUUUAGUCUUCCCUAAAUUUUUUAAAGUGUGAAUAUAGUUUUAAAGAUUACAUACAGUAAAAUCAAAUCAAUUUUCACUUCUAACCAUAUAGUAAUUUACUACUUUACAGGGGGAAGCAAGAUGACGAAAGGCAUUUUUUUCACACAGCAAAUGACUGCUUUCUUUCUCUGAUGCAUUACAUUUCACUUCCAGUCCUUCCUUGUAAUUAGUUCUGAACAUGAGGACACCAUUUUCGGGACGAGUCAUGGCUUUGGCAUAUACUCUUUUUGUACCAUACUCCAAUGUUGGUACAAAUAAGGGGAAAAAAAAUCUUGUCUUUAUGUUCGUAGCCACAGAAAAACUGUUGGCAGUAAAUGUGUGCAUAUUUCGAUUUGGUCAAUCAGGGAUCAGACAAUAACAAACUUACAGAUGACAUGAAUUCAGUUACUCAAGGCAUCCAUCUUUGGAUACUGCAUGCAAGUCCAACAUGGACAAGUAAAAUCAUUGCCGAUUUACACCAAGAAGCCAGUUACAACCGAGCUUUUUGACAAUAUGAGGUUCAGCAUUAUUUUAGAUGUUCACAUUGAGUCAAUUGAAUUAUUAUAGCAAUUCCACACUGCUUGAGCAGAGUUAAGUUCAACUCUCAUCUCUGGUAACUCAGUGUGCUGUCUUUAACUUCAAGCUAUAUCUGCCCUAGAACACAGCAAUGCUCACAGAUAUUUUUAAGAAGCAAAUGAAAUACAAUUUUCUUUUGAUAAAGUGCACAAAACAGAUGUAGCUGGUAUAUUAAUUGCUUUCCAAAAAGCAAAAACAAUUGCAUAAUCAGUAAGAUGAAAUGAAAACGGCAAUGAAUUUGCAUUAUUCUCAGUGGGGAAAUUCUGUUUAUUCAGAUUUUGGGCUUAACUUUAAAACGUGAAACGGCCGGUUGUGGGAAACAGGGAGGACGGAAUGCAUCUCAGAAAAUGGUUACAGACAAAAUCAUUUAGUUACAGCCGUAGCUUUUGGAAAUAAUUUUAAAACUAACCCAGAUCUGCACACUGUCAUCUACAAGUUUUAACUGGUAUGUUGUAAUCAAAUAAAAAGGAAAUGAAACUGUCAACAGCAGUUUUCAUUUGUGUAAAUAUUCUC